Messenger RNA from Panicum virgatum (switchgrass), 917 nucleotides. Its product is annotated as peptidyl-prolyl cis-trans isomerase CYP18-2-like. Gene Ontology annotation, cellular component: catalytic step 2 spliceosome. Lineage: Eukaryota; Viridiplantae; Streptophyta; Magnoliopsida; Poales; Poaceae. The record is from RefSeq and is a predicted model, not a curated record. The transcript has 6 exons. The coding region runs from base 103 to 597 and encodes 164 amino acids. Gene Ontology annotation, molecular function: peptidyl-prolyl cis-trans isomerase activity. Gene Ontology annotation, biological process: protein folding; protein peptidyl-prolyl isomerization.
CCUGUAAUCACCUCCCGAUUACCGCGCGCCCCCCUAGUUCCCUCUCCCUCUCGCUCUCCCCGCGCCGCCGCCGCCGCCCAGUCCCACCUCUCCGUGCCCAGGAUGUGGGGAAGCACCGACGGCGGCACUCCGGAGGUCACCCUCGAGACCUCCAUGGGCGCCAUCACAGUCGAGAUGUACUACAAGCACGCGCCCAAGACCUGCCGGAACUUCGUCGAGCUCGCGCGCCGCGGCUACUACGACAACGUCAUCUUCCACCGCAUCAUCAAGGAUUUCAUUGUGCAAGGUGGGGAUCCUACGGGAACCGGCAGAGGUGGUGAGUCCAUCUACGGAGCAAAGUUUGAGGAUGAGAUAAAGUCAGAGUUGAAGCACACUGGGGCUGGAAUUCUGUCCAUGGCGAACGCUGGUCCAAAUACAAAUGGGAGCCAGUUCUUCAUAACUCUCGCGCCUUGUCAGUCACUUGAUGGAAAGCAUACAAUAUUCGGGAGGGUAUGCAGAGGAAUAGAAAUUGUUAAGCGCCUUGGAAGUGUGCAGACUGACAAAAAUGAUAGGCCCAUCCAUGAAGUGAAAGUCCUUCGAGCCAUCAUUAAAGAUUGAAUCAUCACGUGCAGUUCUAGUUUGGCGAGGCGAAAUGUGUUUGUGUUAGCUUAGGUUUAAUGGUCCUGCAAGCGGUGCCACUCUGGAAAAGAUUGAGAAGCUGCAUGGUUCCCGGCUUGUACGACGGCCAAGUGACGAAUCUCAUCUGCCUGACCUGAAAAGCUACCUUAUCAGUAGAUGAUUAUGUUGCGGGCACAUUGUAUUAGCAUGGAGUUAAAGCGGCGACAUACAUGACUUCCUGAUCUCUACUAUGCUGUGUUGUGUUGUGUUUGUCUCACGAAUAUCAAUAAUAUUGCCUACUAGAAUAUGCGGUUUUCUUU